AUGGAUAUCGAUGAUAGAAAGGCUGAAGAGUUAUUACAAUUAGUUUAUUUCCUUCUUACGAAAAAUACAACUGGUCCAUAUUUAUACAAAGCCGAUCUAAAAGGAUUAGCGGCUAAAACAAAUAAAUCGGUGAUCGACAUCAGACUCUGGUUCAUUGCAAAACGCGACUCUGAUCCUAAGAGAAAAGAAUAUAGAUAUAAAACAGUCUCCGAUGAAAUAAACAAUCAAGUAACAAGAUGCAUCGAGUUAGCUAUCAAAAGUCAUGAAACUGCACAAUUGAAAGACACUAAACAGACAACAAUCCGCGAAGACUCGAAUGGAAUCAAUAACCAAGUGUCACCGGAAGAAAGAACUUGCGAACCGAAACCGAAACGAUCGCGUCUUGAAAAACCAGAAGAAAUCAAAUUAAAUGCCGAGAAAACUCUGAAAUUCCUUUAUUAUAAUCUUCUGUGGUCGGAAAAAGGACCAUAUUUAUAUGAUGCUUGCAUCAAAAAGUUGGGAAAAAGAAUUGGACGCACUGAGGAAGAGAUCAAAAACUGGUUCACUGAGAAACUAGAUUCACAAAAAAACUCCCUCGUGCAAAUUCCCGAUCCAAUUGAUGGAGUGUCAAAAGAUAAAGUAUUGUCAAAAAUCGUCAAGGAAGCAACUUUAGACGAAAAAUCGAUACAAAAUCCAAAACCCUUUCAACUGCCAGACAUUAUGUAUUAUCAGGAGACAGCGAGGGACAAAUCAAAUUGGGCUAAAUUUAAUAAGAACGACACCGGAAAAGUGACUGUUCUCGAUUAUAUACAUACCGAAUUGCGAAAAGUCCACAAAGAUCCUUGUAUAAGCUUGGGCGUUAUUGGUAUUCUAUCGGAGAAAAUAAAUGUGUCGGCUCCUUCGAUAAUGGAGUGGUUCGAAGCAAAAGAAAAAGGAAUCUGCUCGGGAAUACCGGUUGAGAACAUACGAAUGUCUGAAGCUUUGUUUGAACAAAUACACUCCAUAUAUCCAACACCAUUUCCAUCCAAAAAGAACGGUUCAGAAGUGAUUUCUGAGAACGUGGCCGCUCUAAAACCUUCCAAUAAUGAUGCCGGAAGUUUGAAGCCGACUUCCAAAAAAGUGGCAUCGGAGGAAGGAACUUCUGAACCGGAACCAAAACGACCGUGCCUUCAAAAAUCAGGACAAUUUAUUCCACGAUUCUAUACUUAUGCCGAAAAAUUCCGAGAAAUAAUGAGAUCACCAACAUCGGGUCGCAUACGGGGCGGAGGGCAUUAUAGAAUGUCAGAUCAUAAUAUAAUGUUUUGGACUGCGGAUAACACUGAUGACGAGGAAGAUCGAGAAUCUUCUUCAGAAGAUGAUUGUGAAGCAAAAACUGAUUACGACGGAAAUGGGGAAGCUUCGAAGUCGUCUGUCCCUUCCAAAUAA
Messenger RNA from Caenorhabditis remanei, 1404 nucleotides. RefSeq lists its product as uncharacterized. The transcript has 7 exons. The coding region runs from base 1 to 1404 and encodes 467 amino acids. Lineage: Eukaryota; Metazoa; Nematoda; Chromadorea; Rhabditida; Rhabditidae. The record is from RefSeq and is a predicted model, not a curated record.